Messenger RNA from [Torrubiella] hemipterigena, 2051 nucleotides. Lineage: Eukaryota; Fungi; Ascomycota; Sordariomycetes; Hypocreales; Clavicipitaceae. The record is from the annotation of a GenBank genome assembly.
CCCGCGUGGCAGGCGAGAACAAAGGAAACUGAUUCGAGCCAACGAAAUAUUAAUAUGACUCUUGCUUCCCACCCAGAUUACAUUUUUUGUUCUUGAUUUCCCGUACAUCUUGACAAUCACACAACAUCAAUCUACUCAUUUGUUAGAUCGAACACACUUGAUAAGAUCGACACAACCACACUAUGUCGGCACCAUCUCAUCUCGACUCUAGCGCCCAGCGCGGGCCGCCCUCCACUAGCGACUUUGACGACAAGUCCGAUAUGCACGUUGUGCCGCUUGCUGAGAAGCAAGGUGUUGUAGCGGAUGCUGCUGCUUCUUCCUCAGAAGCUCCCAAGGAACAGGAGGUUAUUACAGGAUGGAGACUGAACCUCGUGUUUGGCGCUCUGGGCCUGGUUGCCUUUCUGAUGCUCCUCGAUAUUUCCAUUGUCGCUACCGCCAUCCCACGAAUCACAUCCGACUUCCACUCGCUCGAAGACGUAGGAUGGUACGGCUCCGCAUACCUCCUUGCCAACUGUGCCCUGCAGCCCCUCGCCGGCAAAGUCUACACACACUUCCACUCCAAGGCCGCCUUUCUCGGCUUCUUCGCUCUCUUUGAACUCGGCUCGCUUCUCUGCGGUGUCUCCAACUCGUCCAAGAUGCUCAUUGUCUCCCGCGCCAUUGCUGGUAUGGGCGGUGCCGGUCUCAUGAACGGCGCCCUGACCAUUAUUGCCGUGGCUGUCCCCUUGCACAAGCGCCCCGUCUACAUGGGCGGCAUGAUGGGUGUUGCACAGAUGGGUGUUGUUGUUGGUCCCCUCCUCGGUGGCGCUUUCACACAGUACACUACAUGGCGCUGGUGCUUCUACAUCAACCUGCCCAUUGGUGCUGUCGUCGCUCUGCUGCUCAUCCUCAUCCGCAUCCCCGACAAUGUCAAGACCCGCACCGAGUCUGUUUGGCAGACUAUCCUCAACAACUUCGACUUGGUUGGCUUUGUUCUCUUUGCCCCCGCCGUCAUCAUGUUCCUGCUUGCCCUUGAAUGGGGCGGCAACACCUAUGACUGGAACAGCGCCACCAUCAUCGGUCUCUUCUGCGGCGCCGUCGUCCUCUUUGGCAUCUUCAUUGCCUGGGAGGCCCAUGUUGGCGCCAAGGCCAUGAUUCCUUUGAGUCUCUUCAAGAUCCAGGCUGUCUGGGCUGCCUGCGCCUACGUGUUCUUCCUGUUCUCUGCCAUGCAGCUCGUCGUCUACUACCUGCCCAUCUACUUCCAGGCCGUCAAGGACACCUCGCCUAUGAUCAGCGGUGUUGACUUGCUGCCCAGUAUUCUUAGCCAGCUCAUUGCCACGCUCGGUUCUGGCGCCCUCAUCACCAAGAUUGGCUACUACUUACCCUUUGCCGUCCUCUCGUCUAUCGUCACCACUAUUGGCCACGGCCUCUUGACGCUGCUCGAGCCCAACAGCUCCAUUGGCAUAUGGAUCGGCUUCCAGAUCGUCGUUGGUUUUGGCCGUGGUCUGGGUCUGCAGACUCCCUUCAUUGCCCUGCAGAACAAUGUCGAGCCCCAGCUCAUCUCUAUUGCCACGUCUACCAUGACCUUUACACAGACUUUCUCUGGUGCCGUCAUGCUCAGCAUGGCCCAGACCGUCUUUACCAGCAGUCUGCGCGAGCUUAUCCCGCAAUAUGCUCCUGGCGUCAGCGCCCAAAAGGUCAUCGCCGCAGGUGCCACUGGCGUCUGGGCCACCAUCACGGAUCCCACACAGCUCGCCGAGGUGCUUGUCGCCUACAACAUCAGUAUCCGCCGCGUCUACUACGUCGCCAUUGGCUUCACCGGUGCCUGCUUCAUCAUCUCAUGGUUCCUCGGCUGGAAGGAUAUUCGCAAGAAGCCCACUCCCAAGGCCGGUGCCGAGCAGGCCUAGACACCCAAAAAGGAAUGACCACCACUCUACACUAGAACAUUUUGCAUCAAGCCACGGCGUUUUCUGUAUUUUUUGUAACCGGAUAUAUCCACUCUGUUAGAUUUUUUAGACAAAAAGAGGGUCUGCCUACAAUAAGGCCAUUAAUAAUACAUAUAAUUUGACACCACU